Molecule: messenger RNA, 5934 nt
Organism: Pseudophryne corroboree (corroboree frog)
Lineage: Eukaryota; Metazoa; Chordata; Amphibia; Anura; Myobatrachidae
Product: myosin-4
Exons: 39
Coding region: 1-5808 (1935 amino acids)
Biological process (GO): muscle contraction
Cellular component (GO): myosin II complex; cytoplasm; myosin filament
Molecular function (GO): actin filament binding; ATP binding; microfilament motor activity
Source: RefSeq, a predicted model, not a curated record
AUGGGUGACGGUGAAAUGGCUGUCUUUGGGGUGGCAGCUCAAUUCCUCCGAAAGUCAGAGAAAGAAAGAAUUGAGGCCCAAAAUCGCCCCUUUGAUGCCAAAACUUCAACCUUUGUGAUUGACCCCAAAACAAUGUAUGUGAAAGGAGUUAUCACAGGCAGAGAGGGAGGCAAAGUAACAGUAAAGAAAGAAGACAAUACUACUGUAACAGUGAAGGAAGAUGAAGUUUUCCCCAUGAACCCACCCAAGUACGAUAAAAUUGAAGACAUGGCGAUGAUGACCCACUUGAACGAACCAUCUGUCUUGUAUAACCUCAAAGAGCGUUAUGCAGCCUGGAUGAUCUACACCUAUUCUGGGCUAUUUUGUGCCACAGUCAACCCCUAUAAGUGGCUGCCUGUGUACAACCCAGAGGUAGUCAAUGCCUACAGAGGAAAGAAGCGUCAGGAGGCCCCACCACACAUCUUCUCCAUCUCUGAUAAUGCCUAUCAGUUUAUGUUAACUGAUCGUGAAAAUCAGUCUGUCCUCAUUACUGGAGAAUCUGGAGCCGGGAAGACUGUAAACACGAAACGUGUCAUUCAGUACUUUGCAACAAUUGCAGCUGUUGGUGACAAGAAGAAAGAGGAACAGACCUCUGGGAAAAUCCAGGGGACUCUGGAAGAUCAGAUCAUUCAGGCCAACCCUCUUCUGGAAGCCUUUGGUAAUGCCAAGACUGUGAGGAAUGACAACUCAUCACGUUUUGGUAAAUUCAUCAGAAUCCACUUCGGGACCACAGGAAAACUUUCCUCUGCUGACAUUGAAACCUAUCUUUUGGAAAAAUCCAGAGUAACAUUCCAGUUGUCUGCAGAAAGGAGCUACCACAUCUUUUAUCAGAUCAUGUCUAAUAAGAAGCCAGAGCUUAUUGACCAGCUCCUGAUAACAACAAACCCAUAUGACUUCCCAUAUAUCAGCCAAGGUGAAAUCACAGUGGCCAGUAUUGAUGAUCAAGAAGAGCUGAUGGCUACUGAUAGUGCCAUCGAUAUUCUGGGUUUCAAUGCAGAUGAGAAGGUCGGUAUCUACAAGCUGACAGGUGCAGUAAUGCAUUAUGGAAACAUGAAGUUCAAGCAGAAGCAAAGAGAGGAGCAGGCUGAGCAAGAUGGCACAGAAGUGGCUGACAAAAUCGCCUAUCUGAUGGGUCUCAACUCAGCUGAUCUUCUCAAGGCUUUGUGUUACCCCAGAGUCAAAGUCGGAAAUGAGUAUGUGACCAAAGGUCAAACUGUCCAGCAGGUUUAUAACAAUGUUGGUGCCUUGGGCAAAUCCGUGUAUGAGAAAAUGUUCUUGUGGAUGGUCAUCCGUAUCAACCAGCAGCUGGAUACUAAGCAGCCAAGACAGCACUUCAUUGGUGUCUUGGAUAUUGCCGGCUUUGAGAUCUUUGAUUAUAACAGCUUGGAACAACUUUGUAUCAACUUCACCAAUGAGAAACUGCAACAGUUCUUCAACCAUCACAUGUUUGUGCUUGAGCAAGAGGAGUAUAAGAAGGAAGGAAUUGAGUGGGAGUUCAUUGACUUCGGCAUGGACUUAGCCGCCUGCAUUGAGCUUAUUGAGAAGCCAAUGGGCAUCUUCUCCAUCCUUGAAGAGGAGUGCAUGUUCCCCAAGGCAACAGAUCAAUCAUUUACAAACAAGUUGUAUGACCAACAUCUUGGCAAGUCCAACAACUUCCAGAAACCAAAACCUGGCAAAGGCAAAGCUGAUGCCCACUUCUCUCUGGUCCACUAUGCUGGGACAGUAGAUUACAACAUCAGUGGCUGGCUUGACAAGAACAAGGACCCACUGAAUGAAACUGUCAUUGGGCUUUACCAGAAGUCUUCAGUGAAGCUUUUGUCUAUGCUGUAUUCUGCCUACAAUGCCGCAGAAGCAGAAUCUGGUGGCAAAAAGGGAGGUAAGAAGAAGGGUUCCUCCUUCCAGACCGUGUCUGCUCUUUUCAGGGAAAAUCUAAACAAGCUGAUGAGCAACUUGAGAAGCACUCACCCCCACUUUGUACGUUGUCUGAUCCCCAAUGAAACUAAAACUCCAGGUAUUAUGGAUCAUUAUCUGGUCAUGCACCAGCUCAGGUGUAAUGGUGUCCUUGAAGGCAUCAGGAUUUGUAGGAAAGGAUUUCCCAGCAGAAUAAUCUACAGUGAUUUCAAACAACGUUACAAGGUCCUCAAUGCAAGUGCUAUCCCAGACGGUCAGUUCAUUGACAGCAAAAAGGCUUCUGAGAAGCUUCUUGGGUCCAUUGAUGUGGACCACACACAAUAUAAAUUUGGACACACUAAGGUGUUCUUUAAGGCUGGACUGUUGGGUACCCUGGAAGAGAUGCGUGAUGAGAAGCUUGCACAGUUGAUUACUCGUACUCAGGCUAUGUGCAGAGGAUAUCUCAUGAGAGUUGAGUUUCAGAAGAUGAUGCAGAGGAGGGAGUCUGUCUUCUGCAUUCAAUACAAUGUUCGUUCAUUCAUGAAUGUUAAACAUUGGCCAUGGAUGAAACUGUACUUCAAGAUCAAGCCUCUUCUGAAGAGUGCUGAGUCUGAAAAAGAGAUGGCCAACAUGAAGGAAGAGUUUGAAAAGACAAAGGAGGCUCUGGCCAAGUCAGAAGCAAAGAGAAAGGAGCUGGAGGAGAAAAUGGUCUCUAUUCUGCAAGAAAAGAAUGAUCUGCAACUCCAAGUCACAUCUGAAUCUGAGAACCUGUCAGAUGCAGAGGAAAGAUGUGAAGGUCUCAUUAAAGCCAAGAUUCAGCUGGAAGCCAAAAUCAAGGAGAUUAAUGAGAGGCUUGAAGAUGAAGAAGAAUCAAAUGCUGAGCUGACAGCCAAGAAGAGGAAGUUGGAGGAUGAGUGCUCUGAACUGAAAAAGGACAUUGAUGAUCUUGAGUUGACUUUGGCUAAAGUAGAAAAAGAAAAACAUGCCACAGAAAAUAAAGUUAAGAACCUAACUGAAGAGAUGGCUGUCCUUGAUGAGAGCAUAGCCAAACUUACAAAAGAAAAGAAAGCACUUCAAGAAGCUCACCAGCAGACUUUGGAUGAUUUGCAAGCAGAAGAGGACAAAGUCAAUACUCUGACGAAGGCUAAGACUAAGUUGGAGCAACAAGUUGAUGAUCUUGAGGGAUCCCUUGAACAAGAGAAAAAGCUCCGCAUGGAUUUGGAGCGAUCAAAGAGGAAGCUGGAGGGUGAUCUGAAAUUAGUACAGGAGUCUACAAUGGACUUAGAAAAUGAUAAGCAACAGCUGGAUGAAAAAUGUAAAAAGAAGGAGUUUGAAGUAAGCCAACUCCAGAGCAAAAUUGAAGAUGAACAGGCUCUGGCAGCUCAACUGCAAAAGAAAAUUAAAGAGCUCCAGGCUCGCAUUGAGGAGCUUGAAGAAGAAAUUGAGGCAGAACGUGCAGCCCGUGCGAAGGCAGAGAAGCAACGUUCAGACCUUUCCAGGGAACUUGAAGAGAUCAGUGAGCGUCUGGAAGAAGCAGGUGGAGCAACUUCUGCUCAGAUUGAGAUGAACAAAAAGCGUGAGGCAGAAUUCCAGAAGAUGCGACGUGAUCUGGAAGAGUCCACCUUACAACAUGAAGCCACUGCUGCCGCUCUCCGAAAGAAACAUGCUGAUAGUGUAGCUGAGCUUGGGGAACAAAUUGAUAACCUCCAACGGGUCAAGCAGAAACUGGAGAAAGAAAAGAGUGAAUUUAAGAUGGAGAUUGAUGAUCUUGCCAGCAACAUGGAAUCAGUCUCUAAAGCCAAAUCAAACUUGGAGAAAGUGUGCCGAACUCUAGAAGACCAGUAUAGUGAAGUUAAGUCAAAGGAGGAUGAGCAUCUAAGAGUCCUUAAUGACUUGAACACUCAGAAAGCACGUCUUCAGACAGAAAAUGGUGAAUUUGGCCGUCAACUGGAGGAAAAAGAAUCAUUAAUUUCCCAGCUUUCCAGAGGUAAACAGGCCUUUACUCAACAAAUUGAAGAGUUGAAGAGGCAUCUGGAAGAGGAAACCAAGGCUAAGAAUGCACUUGCUCAUGGACUUCAAUCUGCACGCCAUGACUGUGAUCUGUUGAGAGAACAAUAUGAAGAGGAGCAGGAGGCUAAGGCUGAGCUGCAGCGUUCAUUGUCCAAGGCCAAUGGUGAAGUUUCUCAGUGGAGAACAAAAUACGAGACAGAUGCCAUUCAGCGCACAGAGGAACUAGAAGAAGCCAAGAAAAAACUUGCUCAGCGUCUUCAAGAAGCUGAGGAGCAAAUUGAGGCUGUCAACUCAAAGUGUGCUUCUCUGGAGAAGACCAAACAGAGACUCCAAGGUGAAGUUGAAGACCUAAUGGUUGAUGUAGAACGUUCAAACUCAGCAUGUGCUGCACUUGAUAAGAAGCAGAGGAACUUUGACAAGGUACUAUCAGACUGGAAACAGAAAUUUGAGGAAGCCCAGGCUGAACUUGAAGCUUCACUGAAGGAAUCAAGAUCACUAAGCACAGAGGUCUUCAAGAUGAAGAAUUCAUAUGAGGAAGCACUUGAUCAACUUGAAACACUAAAGCGAGAGAAUAAGAACCUGCAACAGGAGAUCUCUGACUUAACAGAACAAGUUGCUGAGUCUGGAAAGAGUAUCCAUGAAAUCGAAAAGGCCAAAAAACAGGUUGAACAAGAAAAGUCUGACCUUCAAUCAGCACUUGAAGAAGCAGAGGGAUCCUUGGAACAUGAAGAGGCCAAGAUCCUGCGUGUCCAGCUUGAGUUGAAUCAAGUGAAGUCUGAAGUGGACAGAAAAGUUGCUGAGAAGGAUGAAGAGAUUGAGCAGCUCAAGAGAAACAGCCAGAGAGCUUUGGAAUCCAUGCAGAGCACACUGGACUCUGAGAUCAGGAGCAGAAAUGAUGCUCUGAGACUGAAGAAGAAGAUGGAGGGAGAUCUUAAUGAAAUGGAGAUUCAGCUUAGCCAUGCCAACCGCCAGGCUGCAGAAUCUCAGAAACAACUUAGGAACGUACAGGGACAACUAAAGGAUACCCAGCUGCAUCUUGAUGAUGCUGUUAGAGGAAAUGAUGAUCUGAAGGAACAAUUGGCUAUUGUGGAGAGGAGAAACAAUCUCAUGACAGUAGAAAUUGAUGAGAUGAGGUCAGCCCUGGAACAAACUGAGCGUGGUCGCAAAGUGGCUGAACAAGAACUGCUUGAUGUGACAGAGCGUGUUCAGCUUCUUCACUCCCAGAACACCAGCCUGAUUAAUACUAAGAAGAAGAUUGAGUCUGAUGUAGCUCAACUUCAAAAUGAAGUGGAGGAGGCAGUCCAAGAAGCAAGGAAUGCAGAUGAUAAAGCCAAGAAGGCAAUCACAGAUGCUGCCAUGAUGGCUGAAGAGCUGAAAAAGGAACAGGACACCAGCGCUCACCUUGAGAGGAUGAAAAAGAACCUUGAACAGACAGUGAAGGACCUGCAACAUCGCCUGGAUGAAGCCGAGCAACUGGCAAUGAAAGGUGGCAAGAAACAACUGCAGAAACUAGAGACCAGGGUACGUGAACUUGAGCAGGAACUUGAGUCCGAACAAAAGAGAGGCACUGAAGCCAUCAAGGGAGUGCGGAAAUAUGAGAGGAGAGUCAAGGAACUGACUUACCAGACUGAAGAGGACAAAAAGAAUGUAUUCAGGCUUCAGGACUUAGUGGAUAAAUUGCAGCUGAAGGUCAAAGCUUAUAAGAGACAAGCAGAAGAGACCGAGGAACAAGCCAAUGUACAUCUAUCCCGAUUCAGGAAGACCCAACAUGAGUUGGAGGAGGCUGAGGAACGUGCUGACAUUGCAGAAUCACAGGUCAACAAAUUAAGAGCCAAGAGCCGCGAUAUUGGCAAGAAAGCAGAAGAGUAAAGAGAAAGACCUAAGAAGAUAUAUUUACGAAGGAUGUUCAUAAAAUAUGAGCUGUUUUUGUAUAUGUGUAGUCUGCUUUGUAAUAUGCGUCGGCUCUAGAUGCAAAUAAAUUCUCAGCACAGCGUU